AUGCAUCGAUUGGCUCUGAGAGCAAGCAGGUCUAGGAAACCUUGCAUACCCCGUCUCACCCCUAGGAGUUUUGCAACUGUUCGGCAGCCAGAGAACAAGGAUCCCGUCGAGUUGGACCAGAUAACGACCCUUAGCAAUGGUCUACGCGUCGCUACCGAGUCCCUUCCUGGCCCCUUUGCCGGUGUUGGUGUCUACAUUGACGCGGGAUCGAGAUACGAAAACAAUGAACUCCGCGGUGUAAGCCAUAUUGUCGAUAGACUCGCAUUCAAAUCAACAUCGAAACGCAACGCAGACCAAAUGCUUGAAUCGUUAGAGAGCCUCGGUGGAAACAUACAAUGCGCUUCGUCACGAGAGUCCCUCAUGUAUCAAUCCGCCAGCUUCAAUUCGACUGUCCCUACAACCCUUGGCCUAUUAGCAGAGACCAUCCGAGACCCCCUAAUCACAGAAGAAGAGGUUGCUCAGCAAUUGGCGGUUGCAGAGUAUGAAAUCACAGAGCUUUGGGCAAAGCCGGAGAUGAUUUUGCCGGAACUGGUGAAUAUGGCUGCUUAUAAGGAUAAUACACUGGGAAACCCUUUACUUUGCCCACGGGAGAGGCUAGACCAGAUCACCAAGGCGACCGUGGACAAAUACAGGGCCGCGUUCUUCAACCCGAAUAAAAUGGUGGUUGCAUUUGCCGGCGUCUCACACACUGACGCUGUGAGAAUGACAGAGCAGUACUUUGGGGACAUGAAGAAUCAGAAGUCUCCUCUUCUGGCUCAAGUCGGGUCAGAGACAGCGCCUAUACAGGGAGAAGCGGAGGUACCGACAUUCCCAGCCUUCUCACCAUCUUCCACAACCCCCACCGAGUCUCCGGAUUCCUCAAUGCCACAUUCCCAUUCAUCAACUCCUCCUUCCUCUCCCUCUUCUCCAGGCCUCCUCUCCAGAGUACCAUUCUUCAAAAACCUAUCGACCUCCGCCGCAAACCAAGCAACCGUAUCCCCGCUUAAUCCAUCUAUUCUCCAGACCGACUUGAUCGACGUUAGCAAGCCUUCAUAUUACACCGGAGGCUUCAUGUCUCUCCCUCGCAUUCCUCCUCCAGCAAACCCAGCCAUGCCACGCCUCAGCCAUAUUCAUCUCGCGUUCGAAGCUCUCCCCAUAUCUUCUCCGGAUAUAUACGCUCUAGCAACCCUUCAAACCCUUCUUGGUGGCGGUGGAUCAUUCUCGGCCGGUGGUCCCGGAAAAGGAAUGUACUCAAGGCUUUACACCAAUGUUCUGAAUCAACAUGGUUGGGUAGAAAGCUGCAUGGCCUUCAAUCUCAGCUAUACCGAUAGUGGCCUGUUCGGAAUAUCGGCGUCCUGCGUCCCUAAUAGCAUAGCCAACAUGCUAGAAGUGAUGUGCCGUGAACUUCAGGCCCUGACACUUGACUCUGGUUAUUCUGGCUUACAAAUACAAGAAGUCAACCGUGCUAAAAAUCAGCUCCGCUCAUCGUUGUUGAUGAACUUGGAAUCGCGCAUGGUCGAACUUGAAGAUCUGGGCCGACAAGUCCAAGUCCACGGACGCAAGAUUGGGGUCCAAGAGAUGUGCAAGCAAAUCGAAGCCCUCACAGUUGAUGACUUACGACGUGUUGCUAAGCAAGUGUUCGGUGGCUUGGUACAAAACCGCGGCCAAGGCACCGGUAGACCUACUGUUGUCAUUCAAGAAGGUGAAAUGGAAGGCACUAAACUUGCGCCGUUGCAAUGGGCUGAAAUUCAGCAAAGAAUAGCCAAAUGGGGCCUAGGCCGCGCGUGA
Messenger RNA from Nannizzia gypsea CBS 118893, 1767 nucleotides. RefSeq names its product mitochondrial-processing peptidase subunit alpha. The record is from RefSeq and is a predicted model, not a curated record. The transcript is spliced from 2 exons. NCBI's taxonomy places the organism in Eukaryota, Fungi, Ascomycota, Eurotiomycetes, Onygenales, Arthrodermataceae. Gene Ontology annotation, cellular component: mitochondrion. Gene Ontology annotation, molecular function: metalloendopeptidase activity; metal ion binding. The coding region runs from base 1 to 1767 and encodes 588 amino acids.